Phyllostomus discolor (pale spear-nosed bat) is the source of this 991-nucleotide messenger RNA. RefSeq names its product defensin beta 119 (gene DEFB119). Gene Ontology annotation, cellular component: extracellular region. The transcript is spliced from 2 exons. The record is from RefSeq and is a predicted model, not a curated record. NCBI's taxonomy places the organism in Eukaryota, Metazoa, Chordata, Mammalia, Chiroptera, Phyllostomidae. The coding region runs from base 210 to 482 and encodes 90 amino acids. Gene Ontology annotation, biological process: defense response to Gram-positive bacterium; antifungal innate immune response; defense response to Gram-negative bacterium. Gene Ontology annotation, molecular function: lipopolysaccharide binding.
UGGCCGGUUUCCCACUUGCUCCCCUUGUGCUCUGUGGCCACAUUGGCUACACGCUGUCCUGCGGCCUGGCUGACCUCACACAAAUCCUCUCCCGCUCUACUUCACUGCCCACGGCCCUGCCAAUAAAAGCCAGGCUCAUCCCAACUGCAGAGAGCUCUCUCUCUAUCCCCAGCAACACAGACACCUCUUCCUCCUGUGACCUGCCAGCCAUGAAGCCUCUAUUCCUCCUGUUUCUCGCCAUUCUUCUGGCCACCGAACCGGUGGUGUCAGUAUCCUGUUGGAUGAAUGGACAGUGCCGGUUGGUGUGCAAAGAUGAUGAAGAGAACGUCUUACGCUGCCCAAAUCGUAAACGGUGCUGUAUCCUUAGCCGUUACUUAACAAUGGAACCAGUAACAAUUGAUGGGAUACUGCCCUGGACCACUCCUCGGCCUACUAGAAAACCGAAACGCAGGGGCAGACCUCGCCACAGAGUUGGAAGAUAAAUGGAAAUCGUGGCUAGGAAUGAUUUUACUUCAAGUUUCUUAGUUUCCACAUUCCACUAAAAGUCACAAAUCUCUUUCUUGUGCCUGUCAAUCAUGGGAAAUGGCACUCCAGAUGGAUCGAGGGUGAGGAGAAGGCAGACAGGGGUUCGUGGGUAGUGGAGAGACAUCCCCGAGGCUGGGCCACAGCAGUGGAGUGAUGAUUACAGUCUCGAAGAUUGUUCCUCAUCUUCCAGCUGCAGGAAAGGCUAUUGGGCCAGCAGUGGACUGAGGAGCACAUGUGGAAAGCUGAGCCUGAGAGGCACAGCGGAUGCCUGGUGGGGUGGGGGGGGAUCUCCUGGACUCGGAGAGUCGGUCUGUCUUGGGGGCGAAUGGACUAGGGGUGAGCAGGGACUGAGUAGCGCCCAAACCCUUGGAUUUCUGGGUAAGUUGACUGAGAUGCCUUUGAUGCUCGAGAGUGCACAGUCUCAAGGAUCAGAAAGUUUCCAAGUACUACAGAAAGAUAAAAUACA